AGAUCAACUCAGUGUUGACCCAAACCCAAUGCACUAUGAUCCUCGUAAAAGUUACAAAUCCUGAGAUCAUACAGUUACACCUGCUGUUUGUCACUGUCUUUGAACAAAAAGUAACAAAAUGGAGCUCCUCGAAAACACAAGCCAAUCCGCUGCAGCGAGUAGCUCUUCGAGUUGUACCAGUGGCGCUUUUUCUAGUGCUGGCUCUUCCUCUUCUAGUAUCAGUGGUGCUCUUUCUAGUGCUGGCUCUUCCUCUUCUAGUACAUCCUCUUCAGAUGUCAAAAACAACACUGUAGAUGACGUCUUGCAGAUGUUAAAUUCUGCUUUGGACUGCAUUGCUGAGGCUCUGGGUUUCGACUCCUGCAGUUCGUCGACCAAAACGAAGAAGUUUAGUACAAAUACCUCUAAUGCAAAUGCAAAAACAUCAACUUCGGCAUCAUCAACAAGAACAUCAGUGAUUCCAUUCUGUUGUUUUUUUGCACUCGUAUGUGCAGUGUUGGUCUUCUACGAUACGUGUAACAUACCGCGUUCAAAACGACAGGAAUGCGGUAUGGGUGGACUGCAAGGUGCAAUAUCAGGUAUGGUUCCUUCUCUAUUUCCACCACCAAGUAGGUUCCAAGUCGACGACCCGUACUCGAUGCCGUUCGAUAGCAUGGCUGGCCUCGAUGCUGCAGAGGACCCCUAUCAGGCAUUGUUUAAGGCUUAAGUACCCUAAUAUUAAGGUUCAACUUUCAUUGACCCCUCGAGAGAACGGGGGAAAAUGAAGGGAAAAGGGGAGGGCUUUGAAGGUGGUCUCUUCCGUUCAGAAUCAGUGGCCACUGACUGCUGACCUUUAAUAAUAGUUCAUGAUAUUGAUGAGAGACAUCCUGAUGAGAGUUCGACUAAUAAUCCAUCUCUAGAGGAGAGAGGCUUUUCAAGGGGAAAAUGGUUCCUCCGGGAUGUAUCUCGGGAUGGAUUAGAGUCAUAUGCUCUAACUCACACAGUGGGAAUGCUCUAGCAAUGCCAGUCACAAGUCCGAUGCAAUGUACUGGAAUUGCGAGGUUGUUCGAUCAUAAAGGAAGAAAGAUCUUUCUACGUACUUUUUCUGGUUGGAUGAGUCUGGGAGCUGUUGCAUGGCUUACAUCAGGGUACGGAAGCUCUUCCCUACUGGUCUACUUCCUCUUGUCAACCGCUGCAACGUUUCAUCAAGCAAGCUGUUGCUUCGAGAUACCAGAGGGUAGUAUGCAACACAUGAUGCCCCAAGGUCCUGCCUGUUAUUGUUCUUGAUGGAAAGCGAGGAACCAAAGCAUGCUAGAGCAGAAGUUGGAGUUCAUCUAGUAUCAUUGGUAGAAAAGUCGGAGUAGUCCCUAGUUCUGGUACUGUUGGUGCGGCUGAGCCUCUCCCGCAAGAAGAUGACCACCUACAUACUAGUUAGUACGUUCCUCUUUGAAAAAUAAUGAUUUAUCGGUGUCGUAGCUCUUCUCAGAAGGUACUACUUCACUGAACGGCCUCAUACAUAGAUGCAUAAUGCUAUACAAGAGACAACAUGACAUGACAACGCUCUUUCUUUCGUGUUGUUGAUAUCACAAAACAAGUGGGAGAAGAAACUGAAACACUCCUGUGACAAGAAGUUUUGCUGUCGACAAGCG
Amoebophrya sp. A25 is the source of this 1625-nucleotide messenger RNA. The record is from the annotation of a GenBank genome assembly. Lineage: Eukaryota; Dinophyceae; Syndiniales; Amoebophryaceae.